CCCAGACCCCUCGCGACAUCCUGCGCAUUCGAGCAAAAUUUUGAUGCGUAAACGGAACGAGUUAUGCUCGGAGGCGAUAAGUCUAUUUUUGCAUUUCACUUCAGACCUACUUCCUGAUCUAUAGCGGAAUUCACUCGUCCAAUGAUUAUUCUAUUGCCCUGAGCAAUGGAUUGCAGUAUGGAUGUAGGCAUGUGGGCACACUAGUGGCAUGAAAUAGAUAUGUGUGACAGCACAGAUGGAGCUAGUUCUGAUGGAGGGGUUAAGUCGAUCACGCUUCCUACCCCUCGCCCUAAGCCACGCCCUCCAGCCAAGCCUUUAAUCCUGCCGAAAUCUUCCACCAUUAGUACCAAGCCGCCAAUCAAACCUAAGCCUGCUGUGAGAAGGGUUCCUCCACCCGCACCCAAGAAAGCACCUGAGGAUGCCACAAGUCCGAAGAGAAAUGAAGCAGCACCACCCCCUGUCAAUGAGGUGCCACCACCACGCCCUGUUAAGCCGAGGCACUUGCAGCAAGAAGAAGUGCUGUCGAGCAAUGUUGAAGUGCAAAAUGAAUCAAAUAAUGGAGUCCUCCCUUGCUCUGGGCCUAUAAGUCAACCAGGAGAGCAAGAAAACCAUUCACAAUCAGUGGAUUGUAAUGAUAAUGAAGAUCAUGUUGAUGAUAUUUAUGAUGAUGUUGAGUCUGUUAUUCCUGAUGAAAAUGAUACUAAAGAGAGUUUAGAUAUAAAGCAGCAGCCACAAAUAAAUAUGUCUUCAAAGUCAAUACCUACUGCUAAACCAAAACAUCCUCCUCCAAAGAAACCACCACCUCAACUUACAAAGCCAUCAACAUCUUCCAAACCCCCCUUACCUUCCAAACCUCCACCAGCUUUACCAAACACUGUGAAACAAGAUACUCCUCAUAACUCUGAAGAUUUAAAGGCUAGUAAUGAGUCACCGUGUGAUGCAACAAGUACUCUAGAGUCUCCAGGGCCAUCACCACGUUUACGCGUCAAGUCAGACAGUGCAAGGGAUGACAUGGUGGAUAGUGCAGUAUCACAAAGGAGAGAAGGGAAAAAGAAACCAGACUUGCCUGCUAAGCCUAAAAUAAUCAUCCCCAAACAAGCCUCUAUGGAUUUAAGAUGCCGGACAGUAACUUCAUCAACAGCUAUUGAUAUUACAGAUACUAUGAAGAAAAAAAGGUUGAAACCGCCAGUGCCACCCCCACCAUACACCCCAAAACAGUCCAAGGCAUCUGUACUGGCAAGAAGAGUCUUGUUUGAGUCUAAUACUAACCAUCGUAUUUUCGAAAAACGAUUCAGCUUACCAAACUUGUCCUCACCACGAUCAAAGAGUAUAAAUAUUGGAGUUUUAGAAUUUCCCUGCCCUGGGAUGAGUAACCCUAGUUACUCAAUGGAAGAGGACGAUGGAUGGCUGCACAUUACCAUAGAUGAUCCUGUUGAGAAAAAACGAAUAGCGACCAGACGCCAGCUGCCUGCCUCCAUGACCGUAGGAGAACCCACCAAAUCAGAUACUCGAAACCGUCGCCCCCCACCCCCUCCCCCCACAGAAGCAGAGGAGAGCAUCUCAAGGGGAUCCCUCCCAGCACCGCCUGUCCCUCAGAAAGGCCUUCCAAGGUCAGGGUCAGCUCAUGGCAGCAGCUCCAAUGAAGGUGUCAAUGUCAUGUCUAAGUCACACUCUACGGAGGAUUUCCGCAGAAGUGCCGAAGAGCAAGCAAUGUAUUCGUACGCCUAUGAGCACGCCUUCCUUCCUCCUCUAGCCCCCUCCUCGGGUCCCACCCCUUCUCCACCACCCACCAAGCCUCAGGAAGACCCCACCCUGUACACAGAACCCUGUGCUAAUGCUGUGGCUGGCUUUAUGGAGGAGCUGAAGAAUAAACCACAGGAGGCGACUUAUGAGGUACCAGCUGACGAAUCUGUGGCGGAAUUUGUGGAAUCUUUAGCUACAAAUAAGCCAAAAAGCAAGACAGAGUCCAUGUAUGAAGUCCCAGCGGAGGAAUCUGUUAAUGGCUUUGUGGAGUCGAUUGCUGCAAAAGGCAGAGAAAGAAGUGCUGACAACAACAAGGCUGGUGGCAACCAAGAUGCCGCAGAGUACAUCGGCAGCAACAGAUGUAGUGAUGAAGUUGACGAUGGUGCAUCCUCCUCUUCAUACGACUCAGAACAUGACUACGAGAUGCCUCCGGAGGAGGACCACCACCCCCCUGAAUUAGCUGGUAUUGCUAAGAAAACCAGGGGGAGUUAUGACAUUACACAGCCUGCGCAGGAUUCUGCUGAGGAGAACGACUAUCUAGAGGUAGUGGGCCACGAGGAUUUCGCGGAACACCACGAGGAAACAUCUAGAGGCUUUGAAACCCCUUCAGAUGAUAGCGAUGAUAGCGGUGAUGAUUAUGAAGAGCCACUGUACCAAGUUUAUGCUGCGCGUACGCUAGAGAGAGACAGAACGCUAAGUCGCGAUGGCAUGACGACAAACGCCCCAGACAUGUCACUAGAGGAGCUGACUCAAGGGACACUAAGGAACAUGCGCAUGCUCUGGUGCGAAUUACCAGAGGUUAUGAAGUCAGGAGUGUUGGAGACUAUCGACCCGACGGAACGCAAACGGCAAGAGGCAAUGUUUGAGGUGAUCACUUCAGAGGCAUCCUACCUCAAGAGCCUCAACAUACUGGGGUCCCACUUCAUGGAUUCACCAGAACUUCAGGCCGAUACCGCUCAGUCGGUAGUAGAGAAAAGCCAGCAAAGAGUGCUAUUUGGCAACGUCAAGGGCGUUCUGGAAGCUAGCGAAAAAUUUCUCACUGCAUUACGCCAGCGUCAAAGAAAGUCAUACGUCAUAUCAACAAUUAGUGACAUCAUUGAGGAACAUGCUACGCAGUAUUUUGACAUCUACAUCAAGUACUGCUCUCAUCAGGUCUACCAAGACAGAAUAUUAAAAGAACUAGGGAAAAACCCACGCUUUGUUGAGGCCGUCAGACGGCUCGAACAGUGUUCCACUGCACAGUGCUUAUCUUUUCAAUCAUUCCUGGUGCUUCCUAUGCAGAGAAUCACCCGGUUACCACUACUUGUCGAUGCAAUAUGCCACCGCUGUGAGGAAGGAAGUGACGAAUUCGUCAGAACGGACAAAGCGUUGAAAUCUAUCAAUAAGGUGGUACACGAUUGCAACGAGGGUGCUCGCAAGAUGGAGAGAAUGGAAGAACUGAUUGCGCUUCAACCCUUGAUAGAAUUCGCCGUCAAGCCCGUGGCACUCGUGUCAUCCAAUCGCUGGCUACUGCGUCGAGGUGAAGUCCUACUUGUUACCGAGGAGUUUAAGAGCCCUUUGAGGAAGAAAAUCAAGACGAAGCCAGUCUACAUGUUCCUGUUUAACGAUUUGCUACUUAUGUGCAAAAAGAAAAGUGAUAUCAAAUAUCGCGUUCUUGACUACGCAAACCGAAAUAUGACCAAGGUGGAAGUAGCUAACGAGCCGUCCAUCCAGAUGAAAUACCUGCUUUCACUCAUUCUCCUGGAGAACUCUAACGGAAAAACCAAGGACUUCCUCAUAUGUGCAGAAAGCGAGACGGAUAAAACUCGAUGGCUCGACGCGUUUAGUCCACCCAAAGCCGAACACGAGGGAGAGAGAGUCUAUGGAGCAUGGGAUUGCCCACAAGUGCAGGCCAUUCACAACUACACACCACAGCAGCCCGACGAACUGGCCUUGCACGAGGGUGACGUCAUCAACGUACUUAGAAAGCUCCCGGAUGGCUGGUACCAUGGCGAGAGAUUGUGUGACGGCGUUCAGGGAUGGUUUCCCGCCAAUCACACCGAGAACAUUCGCAACGAACACAUACGAGCCCGCAAUCUCCUCCAGCGGUAUCGCCUGCUAGCCGCCUCCAAACAUCUGAUUAGCGCCACCAUGACAAUGAAGGCUGCCGCGAAAUCGAACAAGUCAGUCAAAGGCAUCCUAUAGGUUAUGACGUCAUAUCCGGCCAUAAAUGUACAGCAUAUUCAGCUUUUAUAAAGUAACUUGUUAGUUUAGCUGGGCGUCCCAAUGUCAUACAUUUUGAUACCAAUGUUUGUACUGUGAGUGUUCUUAGAGAAUAUUUUUAUAUACGAUUGCUGAUUCUGGAUGAUGCCAAAAUGAUAAAGUAGACUAAGAUCUGUCAAAAAGAUUUUUUUAAAUCUGAGUUCUGUAUGAAUUUUUUUGUGGACGGGUGUCUGAAUGACAGACUUGAUUAGAAAAUAUAUAAAUUACUGUGAACUGAAAUCGUACUUUUAAAGUCAUGUCCACUAUAAAUUCAUUUUUACUGACGCAAAGACAUUGUGGGGUUUAAAGGGAUAGCCUUCAUUCGAAGUGAAGUGAAACAUUUGAAUAUACCACAUAAUAAUCAAUGGAUACACGUACACAUGGUGAUCGAGGAAAGAAAAUCCGCAAUUGAACCACGUGAUCAUCAAUUAAAACAUGAGAAUCGAAAAAUCACGUGAUCAUAGAUUAGAACCACGUGUUCCGCAAUUGAACCAAGUGAUAAUCAGUAAACUUAUCCUUUCUCAGCCAUAACAUGCGAUCGUAACUUUUAGCCCAGGGUCGAAAGGGUCGAUGUCAUACACCCAUUUCAAAUAACGGUUGCACUCGGAGAAUCUUUGUGUCGUAACCCGCAGUGCUUCAUGGGUAUCAAAUAAAUAAUAAAACAAGUGUAUAAAUAAAGUCAAACACAGGUUUGGAGAGCUUUAGCAUUCUUGUUUAUGUACCUAGAAACGUUCAUACGGCAUUCAGAGACCAGGAUUCAGCCAUUUAUAUGUUACCCAUGAACCACUGCGGGUUACGAUACAUUGAUUCGCGGGUGUAACCUUAAUUGAAAUAGGUGUAUAAUGUUUUUAAAAGAUGUGAACGCGUCCCACUUAGUGAGAAAGACCAAGGAUCAAAUUAUAUGUAUGGCCGAACUGCAGAAUUGUAAAUUAAUUGCCCAAAUCACCAGCUUGUAAAAAUAAUCAAGAAUAUAAUAUAUUUUGAUUUGAAUGCUAA
Messenger RNA from Nematostella vectensis (starlet sea anemone), 4980 nucleotides. RefSeq names its product rho guanine nucleotide exchange factor 26. The coding region runs from base 220 to 3927 and encodes 1235 amino acids. Gene Ontology annotation, molecular function: guanyl-nucleotide exchange factor activity; protein binding. Lineage: Eukaryota; Metazoa; Cnidaria; Anthozoa; Actiniaria; Edwardsiidae. The record is from RefSeq and is a predicted model, not a curated record. The transcript has 25 exons. Gene Ontology annotation, biological process: activation of GTPase activity.